AAAGGAAGGGAGGCAGAGAGAGAGAGUAUGGGUUUGGAUAGGGGUUGUGGUUACCCAGCAUAAGCUUGCCUUUCCCUUCUGUGACUACACCCCGAGAGGAGGAGCGUGCUGUGCGGCGUAGUAGGCGUCAGGAUCCUCAAUUUCCAACUUAGCAUCUUGGCAGGACGUUUUCCCAAGCAAAGCCCCCCGUCCGACGGGUAAAAAAAAAUAAAACUUCUGCACAGGCAUGAGAGAGACGGCGCAACUCAGAUAAAGGAUCAGCAGAGAGAGAGAACUCCUUCGACGGAUAGAGGGUGGCUGGCUGGCAGCGACAAAAAAUAAUCUGCCUCUUUUUUUUUAUUUCUGCAGUUCAUUUUUUUGUUUUUGUUUUGCUCUUUCCGUUGUCAUCUGCGAGAAGGGGACAGACAGCGGGUUCUGGACGCACGCAGCUCAUAUGCGCUCCGACCGCAGCGCAUGAGAAGACCCGAAAAGAGCGGGGGGGAAAGUGCGCAAGUUUAAGUGGCUUCACACUCUCCGGGCUCCAGCAUGGCAUAUCCUCAGGGCUACUUGUACCAGCCGUCCGCCUCUUUAGCCCUGUACUCCUGCCCCGCGUACAGCACCAGUGUCAUAUCAGGACCCAGGACCGAGGAGCUUGGGAGAUCCUCUUCGGGAUCCGCGUUUGCGCCAUAUGCCGGAUCUACCGCUUUCACCAGCGCCUCUCCGGGCUAUAACUCCCAUUUGCCGUACAGCGCGGACGCGGCGGCGGCUGCCACUUUCACGUCAUACGUGAGUUCUCCGUAUGAUCACACAACGGGAAUGGCCGGCUCUAUAGGAUACCACCCUUACGCUGCGCCCCUGGGCACCUACCCUUACGGUGACCCCGCAUACCGCAAGAACGCAACGCGGGACGCCACCGCCACCCUGAAGGCUUGGCUCAACGAGCACCGAAAGAACCCCUAUCCGACUAAAGGGGAGAAGAUCAUGCUGGCCAUCAUCACCAAGAUGACCCUCACGCAGGUGUCCACCUGGUUCGCCAACGCCAGGAGGAGGCUAAAGAAGGAGAACAAGAUGACUUGGACCCCACGGAACCGGAGCGAGGACGAGGAGGAGGACGAGAACAUCGACUUGGAGAAAAACGACGACGACGAGCCAAACAAGCCCCUCGACAAGGGAGACUCCACAGACACGGAGGCAGAUCACAAACUACUGAACCCAGGGGACAUCGGCUGCGACAGAUUUAAAGAAGAGAGCCAUGGCAAAGAAACAGAUCCGCUCCUGAGUGACUCGGAGUUGAAAGAGCAGGAGGAGAGGACUGCGGAGCUGCUGCCGGAUUCCGCCAAGCCGACCACCUCGUCUCCACCCGCGGUUUCCCGGGGGAACCCGGCCGGUGCGCCACAAGACAAGCCGUCAGAUUUGAGCCUCCCACAGAACACGGUGACCAGCAACGUGACCUCGGUUAUCCACUCGCCCCCUUCAGCCCCCAAACCCAAACUCUGGUCUUUGGCGGAGAUCGCUACGUCUUCAGACAGGUGCAAGGGCAGCGCUGAGGCGCCGCAGGCGUGCCUCGGCUUGGGUCAGAGCGCCGUGCUGGGGACGAACGCGUCUCCGUCCCGUUCCUCCCCCCAGUGCCCGCUCCCCAACAGCACGGUUCUAUCCAGGCCUCUGUACUACACAUCUCCUUUCUACCCGGGCUACACGAACUAUGGUGGCAGUUUUGGACCCCUUCACAGUAACCACGGCUCGGUGACUACGGGCUCCACGGCACAUUUCAAUGGAUUAAACCAGACUGUGUUAAAUAGAGCAGAGGCCUUGGUAAGGGAGAGCCAGAAAGUCAGAGGCCAAACACAGCUAGAUCUUUGUAAAGACUCCCCUUAUGAACUAAAGAAAGGUAUGUCAAAUAUUUAAUACCUGGAUAUUUUCCACUUCACCACGGACUUUUAUUUAUUUUGUGUGGUUGCAUUUAAAAAAAACAAACAAAAACGAACAAGAACAUUGAUGAAGCAAAUUCUGAGAAUAUAGUUAUUUUCUGAGUAAAUGCUUAUCUUUAAUUUUUUUUUUGUUGUUGUUUUUUUUUUUUUUUUAGUUUCUGAAUGGUUAAUCCUAAAAAAAAGUAACAAGAAUGGUCUUAAUUGCUGCAGCCGCCUAUUUGUAUGAAAGACUAACAUGUAUAUUUAAUGUAGCUUUUUGUAUUUAAAAUGGACAACACGCUAUCUUUGAAGUAAAUUAUGGAGAGAGAAAAAA
Fundulus heteroclitus (mummichog) is the source of this 2220-nucleotide messenger RNA. RefSeq names its product iroquois homeobox 5a (gene irx5a). Gene Ontology annotation, molecular function: RNA polymerase II cis-regulatory region sequence-specific DNA binding; DNA-binding transcription factor activity, RNA polymerase II-specific. NCBI's taxonomy places the organism in Eukaryota, Metazoa, Chordata, Actinopteri, Cyprinodontiformes, Fundulidae. Gene Ontology annotation, biological process: regulation of transcription by RNA polymerase II; cell development; neuron differentiation. Gene Ontology annotation, cellular component: nucleus. The transcript has 3 exons. The coding region runs from base 526 to 1884 and encodes 452 amino acids. The record is from RefSeq and is a predicted model, not a curated record.